AUGGCCAAAAGUCACAAUGCAUCAAACGGUGGAGUCGUGGUACAUAACAAAACUAAAAAAGAAUCUCCAUCAUCGGCAUCAAAAUCGGCCACAAGUUUUAUGCGUGCCUUUUGUAGAGAAACCUCCUUACCACAAGGGACUAGAAACGGCGCACAUUCGCCGAUAAAUCACACGACUCACCAAACACAGUGGGAUCAUCCAGUAUUGAUGACAAAAGCAUCUUCUCUUGUUCCGUCUUUUUGGACAUUUUUAUCGCCGGUAGAGCAAAAUUGCGUUAAAAAUUACUGGCUAGAUUUGAAGCCACACGAGCGUUCCUGGUUGGUAUCCGCCGAAAAAGCACAUGUUUUAACGCUUUUCUCACGGCACAAAACGCUUUCUUGUGGAUGUACAUUUUGCCAUCGUCGACGAGCAAUUGUUGAAGAGGAAAUAAUAGCGCUUUAUGAUGCAUAUGCAUUAGAGCUGGAAAGUUUCAGCACAAGCGUUGCACUCAGUAGAGGCCCCAAUCGCGAAUCUCAACCGACGCUCUCGGAGCUUUUUAUGACUUAUGAGGAUGUUCUUGAUGAUGAAUAUUUAGUUUGUGAACAGGAGAGCGAAGAAAAUGGCGAUGUAUAUCCACUAGAUGAUGAGGAUGAUCAGUUCAUUGAGGAAUUGGAUGUGGAAGAUGAAAGUGAUACCUUUAUUACCGAAGCGAGGUCCGCCUCAUCUUACAGGAACAGCCAUUUUUUCCCUACAGACGGACCGUCACGAGAAAUUGCUUUUCGGUCUGCACUUAUGUCAAUAGCAGGAGAUUUGCUUCAAAAUGAUGGCCGUAGAUUUGUUGGGCUAUUUGAAAAGCUUGCUGAACGGCGGAUCCGUUUCGAGAAGGGGCCAGAGAAUCCGCAUCGAGCCACUCAAAAUAAUACCAUUUUUACACCCAUUGAUCUUCCAUACCAUCCACAAGAUAGCGAUGACAUUAAGACCAAGGAGCCCUUUAUAUGUUCUCCUGAAAUUGACAGUAAUGCUACUGCGGCAGCGGUAGCAAAUGCAGCGGCCUCUUCUUUCCUAUGUCACCGUCACCUUCAAAAUCCUCCCAAAGCACAACGGCCCGCUGUUAAUGAAUACGCAAGCCUUAAUGGUGACGGUGAUGAUGAUGAUUCGGAAUAUGACACAGAGUCAGAAGAGGAAGCUGGAUAUUUAAAUCGGUACACUCAGCGUCAACCCCAUUUACGUGAAGGACCGUUUCAGGGUUCUUUUGAGGAAAACCAAAUUGAAGAAGGCCGGCGGAUAUUUCAAGUAAUCGCUGCCAAAGCCUUUGAACAGAAAGCUGUUGUUGCUUUUAAAGAAAUGUCUGCAAUGGCUCGCCUACGUGCACUUGCUUUAGAGGAACAAACCGAGGCUUCUGAGCGUGAAGCAAAGGCCCAGGCUCAGAGGCUAGCAAGGCAGAAGAAAAGGCAGGCUAAGAAGAAAAAAAAGAAAGGCGGAAAUAUCUUACCGACAAAUCCUUCUGAAACAGAGACCUUUGAUGACCAAAGCAUGAUUGAGUCUUUAGUUGAAGCUCCAAUUGAAAAUGUACCUGCUGAUGAAAAACAAGAAUUGACUAAUUUUCAAACAGAUACUGAUUCUCGGCAUAGAGAUGAUUCAUAUGGCGAAUACAGAGAAUCGCCUCCUCUUGAAAGGGAGAGCAAAGAUUCAAUACCUACAAGUGGUAGUAGCUCUUUUACGGCCAACACCGAAAAGGCAACGGCAAAGAAAACACAACUAGCAUACUCGGAGCAAAUUAUUGGACCGGAUUCUGAAUGGAAAAAAAAACUCCCAAAAAAGCCUUCCUCUGGUGAAAUAGAUUCUAAAUCAUCUCUAAAGGCAAAAAAGAACCGUGACCCAAACAAUGCGUCUUCCAGUAAAAAUGUUACCUCCACUAAAGACACAGCCCCCAAUGUACGGAACAACAGGAACACCAAAAAGGCAGAAAAAGCGCCCGACUCAGCAAACAAUAGCAAACCCAUCCCCAAGUCGCUCUCUUGUCCCGCAGAUUUAAUCUCAUUUGCGAACAAAAGCCGGCCCGAAGCUAUAAUUAACGUCGAAGAAACACACACAAAAGAUCAGAAUGGAUCUAUAUGUGGCAGAAGUUCUUUACUUUAUGACGAUGCCUCGAUCCCUUCAGGGCAUCUUGACAUUGAUGAUAUACUUGGGUGGACACCUCCUCCAAUUUCCAAUCCACUAUUUAACAAUUCGGGGCAUUCACAGGUAUCAAUGCUGCCUUCCACAGCAUCAAUAUCGUUUUCCAGUGCAAAAUUUUUUCCACCUCCGCCAGGAUUUUCUCCACUUUCAUUGCCCAACGUUGGUUUAAAGAAAAACGAACCGGUUAUUUUUCCUCCCUCCCAUCUAUAG
Messenger RNA from Mitosporidium daphniae, 2367 nucleotides. Its product is annotated as stress response protein Nst1. The record is from RefSeq and is a predicted model, not a curated record. The transcript has a single exon. The coding region runs from base 1 to 2367 and encodes 788 amino acids. NCBI's taxonomy places the organism in Eukaryota, Fungi, Microsporidia.